Messenger RNA from Nerophis ophidion (straightnose pipefish), 1682 nucleotides. It is a transcript of the gene mid1ip1l, whose product is annotated as MID1 interacting protein 1, like. Gene Ontology annotation, cellular component: cytosol. Gene Ontology annotation, biological process: regulation of lipid biosynthetic process. The record is from RefSeq and is a predicted model, not a curated record. NCBI's taxonomy places the organism in Eukaryota, Metazoa, Chordata, Actinopteri, Syngnathiformes, Syngnathidae.
UGACUUCUCAAACCGUCGCCAACAUUUUAAGCACAUUUCCUGGUAAGUUUGACUUCUUUUUACGGGCGUUUCCUGACAUGGUGUUUUUCAUUAUUAUUUAAAAAAGUAACUCGACAGUUACUUCCACAAAAAAACCGACACUAAGAGGCUUUGAUGUGAAGUUUGUCGACCACCGGGUGGCGCUAAUGACGCACACCUUUCAAACUACACAGCAGUGCUCUUAGCGCUUUGUUGUCUUUAUCGUUGAAGGAUUGUGUUUGUUCACGCUGGCUUUGCCUUUGGGGGUUUUUUUAGUAACGGCUUUGACAAAGUAGUAGAAGAAGCUAACGGCUAAUUGCGCGCAUGAAAGAGCUUUUGAAGCGAGAUCGUGAUUGGCUCAAAUGGGAUCAGACGCUUUCAAGCCCCGCCCUCUUCCUGCUUGCCGGCCAAUGGACUUGUUGGAAACGGGCGUAUGGGCGGAGCUCGCCGGCAGCGGCUAUAAAGCAGCAUUCAGGCUGCUGCUCCGGCGAGGAAAUUCCCACUUUCCUUCACGGCGGCGGUGACAGGCUUUCCCCGCAAAUCUCCCUCUUGGAUGCCCCGACCAGCCCUCCCUGGAGCAUUUCAGCAGGUCGCCAAGGAACCUUAGCCUUAACCCCCACCACCUGCCAGCCAGUAACCAAGCAAAGCCUCAAAGCCGUCAGCCAUGAUGCAGAUCAGCAGCGACCCGGCCAGCAACAAGCACUCCCUCAUCAACGUCAUGCACCGCUUCAUCGCGGCUGCCAACAACAUGGACGAGACCAUCAUGGUGCCCAGCCUGCUGCGAGACAUGCCCCUGGAGGAGCAGGCGGCGGACCGGGUGGAGCCCAACAACAACAACAACACCAGCAGCAGCAGCAGCGAGGAGGAGGAGGAGGAGGAGCGUGCAGCCCGCAGCCCGCAGCAGAGGGACAUGUACGAGCACUACCUCCUGCUCAAGUCCAUCAAGAACGACAUGGAGUGGGGUCUACUCAAGUGGGAGAUGAGCAGCGGCGCCAGCUUCCUGGAGAUGGCCGUCAAGCAGGAGGAGCAGCAGCCCGUCACCAGGGAGCCGCCCACCCUGGCCGACAACACCGACCUGGAGCACCAGUUCCACUUCCACCUGCGAGGACUCUUCGGGGUGCUGUCCAAGCUCACCGUGCAGGCGGACCACCUCACCAACAGAUACAAGCGAGAGAUUGGAGGUGGAAACUUCAUGAGGUAAACAAACGCCAGCCUUGCACUCCUCCCUCGGGACUUGAUGGGACGGGGGUCCCCCUUGUCUUUCCCUUCCGGAGCAUCAGCGCUCCAGCCUCCCCGCCCCGCAGAAACCGGUGACGCCUCGCAGAAGCACGUCCUGGCUGAGCGGGACACUUCGAUGCUUGGGUGGAGGUUUAACUGUCCCACAGGAAGCACAGCACAAUUGGACCGUGGAUUGGUUGACCAGAGCGGGAAUAAAAGUUCCGACUGUAGGAGAAAUUGAAUGCUGGUUAUUCUGUCCCUCCUCUUUGUUGCUUUGUGCUUAUUUUCAAGUCAGCUUAAAAGGGCUUUUAGGAUUACUGGAACAUGGCGUGCCUUGACUCAUCCUCCUGUUUGAUUCCCGUUGUCUAACUGCUUCAACAAGCUCUUAUUUCUCCUCUGAUUUUAGAUUCUGCGAAAAGUACAAAUAAAAAAAAAUUGAUAACUUU